Messenger RNA from Penicillium argentinense, 1554 nucleotides. RefSeq names its product Zn(II)2Cys6 transcription factor domain-containing protein. Gene Ontology annotation, molecular function: zinc ion binding; DNA-binding transcription factor activity, RNA polymerase II-specific. Gene Ontology annotation, biological process: regulation of DNA-templated transcription. The transcript is spliced from 4 exons. Lineage: Eukaryota; Fungi; Ascomycota; Eurotiomycetes; Eurotiales; Aspergillaceae. The coding region runs from base 1 to 1554 and encodes 517 amino acids. The record is from RefSeq and is a predicted model, not a curated record.
AUGCCGAAACGAGGCGGCAUUCCCUGGCAAUCCAAGGGCUGCUGGACAUGCAGGAAGCGGAAGAUCAAGUGCGACCAGAGGAAGCCGGAAUGCGAACGGUGUAUCAAGCGCGAUAUUCAGUGUCUCGGAUACGAAAAAACUCGUACCUUCAUCUACCAUUCGUACGAGGAACCCGAGAAGAAACAUGAUGCGGGUAAUCAGCUCCAGCGCAUUGCUCGCACACACAAGGUGGCGCCCGUGAGGACUGUUGCGUCUGAGCCGAUGAUGCGUGAACAAGUCUUCUCUUCAUUUGUCGAUCUGUGCUUCCCAACCCACAUGGAUGUAUCCAAUGUCGAUAUGUGGCGCUUUUUGGUCCAGAACUUCUCCAUACUCCCCGGAAAAAGCGAUAUGCUUGAGAAAACGAUCUCCUCGGUAUCAUGUCUUUUUCUCGGGAAGAUUAACCACGACGAUCGCAUGUUCAAUCAGGGACUCAGACUAUAUAACAGUGCGGUGCGGCAGAUGGCGAAAAUGAUCUCCCAGGAUGCGUAUAGUGAUGAUCUUGUCUAUACUGCUGUCAUCUUCCAGGAAAUCGAGAGCUGCUAUUGCCCGAAUGGACUGCAGACAUGGCUGGCCCACAUCAAGGGAGUGAACACAUUAUUGAAGCACUACCGUCACAAGGCGGUCAGCAAUCCUCUGAUCGAGGCUAUAUACCAUCGGUACCAGAAACUACGAACGUUAAUGUGCUCGUCUGCCAUCAAUAUGCCUGCAGAUGAAUACAAAUACAUGACGGAAGAAGGCGAUGGCUCUCCCUUAUCUGAGUUACUCAAGGCCUUCGCGGAGUUGUCACCCAUCAGUGUGAAAGUGCAAUCAAUUGAUCCUUCAGAUUAUGAUGCCUGUCAAGAUUUGCUACAACACGGUGUCAGAGCCAAGGAGCAGCUUUUUGCAUGGUAUUCUGAGCACCAUAUGGCCGAAACCAUAUCCCCGAGCUCUCCAAGGCAUUUCACAACUACCAAUAUGCCAUCAUCCAAGGGCCUAUUCGAAGCUCCUUAUUCUUUUACUUCCUUCGACUGUGUUUUGUUGCACAUGUAUUACUGGGCUGCACUAGCGAUGCUGUUGCCGAUGAUCUUUCACGCAAAGACACUUAUCAGAUCUCAUCGGAACAGUGGUAUUCCAGCCGAGCUACUCAGUCAGGUCACAGAUCCUUUUCUGGACGAGGAUUAUCUCUGCGCAGGUUUCUACGCCGAUGAAAUCUGCCGCUGUAUGCCAUACUGCAUGCAAGACAAGAUGAAGAAUGCCGGAUUCCAUAUGACAUUGUUUCCCUUGUGUGCGGCCUCGCAGACUUAUAUCAACUUCGCCAACUUGGAGAAAUUUGCUUGGUGCGUAAAGAUCUUAGAGCAAGCGGACAGUCGUGGCCACGCGACUGCUCCUUACCUGGUUGAUAUAUCUUGGAACAAUUGGUUUCUGAAGAAUGACUCUCGGCCAAACGUGAUUGUCGCUUCAUCGUUAAGGGAGAUAUUUCCAGACAACACACCCAGCAGAGAGCUACAGAAUAGGAUAGAACUGAUAGAUGAAUGA